This is a messenger RNA of Hypomesus transpacificus, 2369 nucleotides long. It is a transcript of the gene skor1b, whose product is annotated as SKI family transcriptional corepressor 1b. Gene Ontology annotation, molecular function: DNA-binding transcription factor activity, RNA polymerase II-specific; RNA polymerase II cis-regulatory region sequence-specific DNA binding; SMAD binding. Gene Ontology annotation, biological process: negative regulation of transcription by RNA polymerase II; negative regulation of BMP signaling pathway. The coding region runs from base 135 to 2369 and encodes 744 amino acids. The record is from RefSeq and is a predicted model, not a curated record. The transcript is spliced from 8 exons. Gene Ontology annotation, cellular component: transcription regulator complex; nucleus. NCBI's taxonomy places the organism in Eukaryota, Metazoa, Chordata, Actinopteri, Osmeriformes, Osmeridae.
GACGAAUUGCAUGGCAAUCACAAUUUUCUUCUAACCAUUGGACUUCACAAUUACAGCUUUGUUGUCAUAGUUAAUCACAGUUUUGCUGUUGGUACAACGGAGUGGUUUCCACGAUCCAAAAAAGGGUUCCAGGAAUGGAGUCGAUUCCUACUCAAAUACCUGCGGGACGAGACUCACCAAGCUCAAAACAAGAACUGCCAUACUCUAGCACGAGCAACCUUAAGCCAAACCAAGUUAGUGAGACCAUUUUGUAUGGAAUACCCAUCGUGUCAUUGGUGAUAGAUGGCCAGGAGAGACUUUGCCUCGCACAAAUUUCCAAUACCUUGUUGAAGAACUACAGCUACAACGAGAUACACAACCGGCGAGUUGCACUUGGAAUCACCUGUGUGCAGUGCACCCCUGUCCAGCUUGAGAUCCUAAGGCGGGCAGGGGCCAUGCCCAUUUCCUCUAGGCGCUGUGGGAUGAUUACGAAGCGUGAGGCCGAGAGACUUUGCAAAUCAUUCCUAGGCGCGCACAAUCCCCCAAAACUUCCAGAAAAUUUUGCGUUUGACGUGUCUCAUGAAUGCGCUUGGGGAAGUCGAGGUAAUUUUAUACCGGCAAGAUACAAUAGCUCAAGGGCUAAAUGUAUCAAGUGUUCCUAUUGUAGUAUGUAUUUUUCUCCAAAUAAGUUUAUCUUUCAUUCUCAUCGCACACCAGAGUCAAAAUACACUCAGCCGGACGCUGCUAACUUUAACUCCUGGAGGCGGCACCUCAAGUUAACAGAUAAAAACUCACCUGAUGAUGUUGCUCAUGCAUGGGAGGAUGUGAAGGCCAUGUUCAAUGGAGGUAGUCGCAAGAGGACGUUGCCAAUGAGCGGGCCAGAGCGUUCUUCUCCAUUAAAAUCGCAUGGACCUUCCAACCUAUCCCGCGGAGACUCGCCGGAUAUUCCACCAAAGAUACUCCGCUGUGAGGACAACCGAGGCAGUAUGAACAUGACAAGCUCUCGCAGUUACCCGGUAAUUCCAGUUCCCAGCAAAGGUUUUGGAAUGCUGCAAAAGAUCCCACCACCGCUCUUUCCACAUCCAUAUGGAUUUCCAGCUUUUGGGUUGUGUCAGAAGAAAGACGACAUGGGAGAGCAAAAUAAACCCAACCUUUCAGGCGUGUUUUGGCCAGGCACCAAGGACAGUACCUAUUCCUUUCCCAUGUUUUGGCCAACAGGCGGCCUUCCUAUACCAUCAUACCCACAGUCCCAUCCCAAACCUCCACCAGAGCUCCUGUGCCCUAGAAAAAAUGAUUUGGACCUGUCUGACAACAGUGACACCAACACUCCUAAGGACAGUAUGAUUGACAGUGAGCGAUGCUCCAGCACACAGUCCAUUCGAAACGAAGAAGUAACCGGGGACGAAGCGAGGCCAAUGGAGGGGUUGGCCAUUAUUCCCCGGAAAAUGAGCUAUGUCUCUGCUUUUAGACCGGUUAUCAAAGACACAGAGAGCAUAACCAAACUUUACGGCAACAGGGGAAAUUACAAAGGUGCUCAUCAUGGCUAUCUGUCACCUGAUUUUUUAAGUGAAAGCUCAAGUUACCGGUCCGUAUCUCCCGGCGUGGACAGUGAAGGUGAGCCAGACGUGGAUGUAGAAACAAACAAAUCACAAGAGGACGAGGAAUGUCUUUCAGUUACCACUGAAGGCAGUCGGAGUUCUCCUAGUCUGAACAUGGCACAGGGUGUUUCAUCAAAUGACCCAGAAUCCAGAUCCGUGCCAGAGGCCACUCUUGUUGACCCACAAAGAAUUAACUUACAUUUAGCACAGUCGUCAGAAAGAGAAAUACAAGACAAGGCACGGCCGGAGAGGGCAGCUGCAUCCUUUGUUGACAUGUACACAUCGGAGAGGAGUGAUCUGCAGCACAGAAGCAGUCCCUAUUUUAGGUCUUCUAAUUACCUGCCAGGCCCACUCAAAUCGAAUGAUGAUAGUGCUAAUAAAGAAGAACCAUCCUCGACGGUAGAUGAGACUGAAACGAAAUCUUUAAACGAACAAAGCAAUGGAUCCGAAGAAAGCCAAAGGGAAACGGAUGACGGCGAAGAAGCGACAGUCAACAUUUCCGGAGAUCCACAAGCAGAGAAGGACAUGGAAACACUGGCAAAGGAAGAAUUGCAGAAACAACUGCUGGAGCAAGUUGAGAUCAGGAAGAAGUUGGAACGAGAAUUCCAAAGCUUGAAAGACAAUUUUCAAGAUCAAAUGAAAAGAGAGCUAUCCUACAGAGAGGAGAUGGUUCAACAGCUUCAUAUUGUCAGAGAAGCUCACGACGCACUACAUCAUUUUUCAUGCAAGAUGUUGACCCCCCGUCACUGCAAUGGAACCUGCUCCUUCAAAUCUCCUCUCUUACCCCCUUAA